Molecule: messenger RNA, 7813 nt
Organism: Seriola dumerili (greater amberjack)
Lineage: Eukaryota; Metazoa; Chordata; Actinopteri; Carangiformes; Carangidae
Product: CLIP-associating protein 1-B-like
Exons: 39
Coding region: 401-4969 (1522 amino acids)
Biological process (GO): mitotic spindle assembly
Cellular component (GO): microtubule organizing center; spindle microtubule; cytoplasmic microtubule
Molecular function (GO): kinetochore binding; microtubule binding
Source: RefSeq, a predicted model, not a curated record
UUUCGUCGCCUCUAAUCACAGUGAAUGAUUAUUAAUUAGCCAGCUGAGGCUUGUAGACAUUGGAAUGGCUUGAGGAUUAAAUACCAAGUAGUUAAACUACCACAGCCGGGCGGAUCAUCGCCGGGCUGGGAUGUGAAGUAACGGCGGAGGCAGCAUCGCCACUUGUGACUUUUUUUCUGGGAACGAUUCAGUCCAUCCGCAAAGCUACACAGAACAAUGAAGUGCCAUGUCCAGUGCAGCCGCCCACCGCAGGAUAUCACGGUGCUCGUUUCACCACCCUUAGCUGCCUCUUAAAGAUUAUCACCAGUGUAUAAACGGGCCUGUCUACUGUCAGGGCUCUGGUGGACCAGACGUGAGGAGAGAGGCCAGCUGGAAGUCUGCUCUGACUCCAGCAGCAGCCAUGGAGGAGGAGGUGAGCAUGGAGUAUUUACUGGAGCAGGUGAUGCACAACGACGUGGGGAAGAGGCUCCAGGUGGGCCAGGAGGUCACAGAGCUCAUCCUGGACGGGGAGAAGUCCCCCGAGCUGGAGCAGGACCAGACCACGCUGGACAGGAUGGUGGAGGCGGUGGCCAGCUCCUGGGUCAACUCCAGCAACUUCAAGGUGGUUUUGCUGGGGAUGGAUAUUCUGUCGGCUCUGGUCAGCAGACUGCAGGAGAGGUUCAGGACGCAGGUUGGAACAGUUCUGCCCAGUCUCAUAGACCGACUGGGAGACGCCAAGGACCAAGUUCGAGACCAGGACCAAGCACUUCUGCUGAAGAUCAUGGACCAGGCAGCGAACCCACAGUAUGUGUGGGAGCGAAUGAUGGGAGGCUUCAAACAUAAGAACAACAGGACCAGAGAGGGACUCUGCCUCUGUCUCAUCUCCACCUUAAAUGUCUUCGGAUCUCAGAGUCUGACUCUCAGUAAAAUAGUUCCUCACAUCUGUCACCUCCUCGGAGAUCCCACAAGUCAGGUGCGUGACGGAGCCAUGACCUGCCUCGUAGAGAUCUACCGCCAUGUUGGAGAGCGAGUGCGGAUGGACCUGGGGAAGAAGGGUCUGCCUCAGUCACGGCUCAACGUCAUCUUCAGUAAAUUUGACGAAGUUCAGAGGUCAGGGAACAUGGUCCCGUCACCUGUGUCAGACAAAAACUUUGAGGACGAUGACUCGGUGGACGGCGGCCGCUCCUCGUCCUCGUCCAAAGGAGCCUCGCUGUCCGGGAAGACGAUGGUGAGCAUGGGGUCGUUCCGACGCCCCGCCUCCGCCACCAGCGCCAAGUCUGCAGGGAGGGACAAGUCCGGUGCUGGAGCCGUGGACGAGGAGGACUUCAUCCAGGCCUUUGAGGAUGUUCCCACAGUGCAAAUCUACUCGAACAGGGAGGUGGAGGAGGCCAUGACGAAGAUCAGAGACGUGCUGUCAGACGACAAGAAGGACUGGGAGCUCAGAGUGGCGGCGCUGAAGAAGGUGCGUUCGCUGCUCCUCGCCGGCGCAGCCGAGUUUGACGGCUUCCUGCAGCAGCUGAGGCUCAUGGAGGCGGCGUUCAAACUCUCCGCCAAGGACCUCCGCUCCCAGGUGGUGCGAGAGGCCUGCAUCACUCUGGGACACCUGUCGCUGGUGCUCGGCGUUCGCUUCGACCACGCAGCAGAGGCCGUCAUGCCGACCCUCCUCAACCUGGUCCCCAACAGUGCCAAAGUCAUAGCCACGUCCGGCGUGGCCGCCAUCCGCCUCAUCCUGCGACACACACACUUCCCACGGCUCAUCCCCAUCAUCACCAGCAACUGUACCUCCAAGUCUGUGGCCGUGAGGAGACGCUGCUUCGAGUUCCUGGACCUGCUGCUGCAGGAGUGGCAGAGCAGCUCUCUGCAGAGACACGGCACAGUUCUGAUGGAAACCAUAAAGAAAGGAGUCCACGACGCAGACGCCGAGGCUCGCUCUGUGGCCAGGAAGUGUUACUGGAGCUUCCACAGUCACUUCAGCCGGGAGGCGGAGCAUCUGUUCCAGGGCCUGGAGGCGUCCUAUCAGAAAGCUCUGCAGGCUCACCUGAGGAGCGGAGACAGUCUGAUGUCGCUGCCCACCUCCGACCGCUCCUCCUCCUCCUCCCAGGAGAGCCUCAAUCGACCUCUGUCAGUGAAAAGCUCGGCUGGAAGCGGCUCGUCCAGAUCCAAACCUGGCCACGCCUCCAGGACGCCCGCAGCAGCCUCCUCUCAAGGCUCCCUGCAGCGUUCUCGCAGCGACGUGGACGUCAACGCCGCGGCCACCGCCACCGCCCGCACCAGGAUGCCCGCCGUGCCCUCCGCCGUGCCGUCAGCUUCUCCCUUCAGCUCGGCCUCGGCCCUCCCCCCCGGAUCCUACGCCUCUCUGGGUCGAGUCCGAACCCGGAGGACGAGUGCAGGAAACGGUCCGUCUGUGACAGACAGCCGUGGGCGGAGCCGAGGGAAAGUUGUCUCGCAGUCUCAACCCGGGAGUCGGUCAGGUUCUCCAGGACGAUUGCUGACCUCCACCUACGGCAGAGUCCCCAGACCGACGAUGGGCACCGCCGCCGCCGCCGCCAACAGCACCUCCACCAGUCUGACCGACAAGAGCCGACCCCGAGGUCACCGCAGCCAGGGCUGCAGCCGAGAGACCAGCCCCACCAGAUCAGACCGCCUGUCCCAUCAGGCUCGGAUCUCGGCCUCCGUCAACGCCAUGAGGAUCCUCAACACCGGCACGGAGGUGGAGGCCGCUGUGGCAGACGCUCUGCUGUUAGGAGACUCCAGGAGUAAGCGGAGGCCGGUGAGGCGGCGAUUCGAGUCGCCGGGCAUGUACUCGGACGACGACGCCAACAGCGACGCCUCCAGCGCCUGCUCGGAGCGCUCCUACAGCUCGCGCAACGGCGGGAUGGCGCCGCACUACCUGCGUCAGACGGAGGACGUGGCCGAGGUGCUGAACCACUGCGCCAGCGCCAACUGGUCGGAGAGGAAGGAGGGGCUGCUGGGACUGCAGAACCUGCUGAAGAGCCAGAGGAUGCUCAGUCGGGUGGAGCUGAAGAGACUUUGUGAGAUCUUCACCAGGAUGUUUGCGGACCCUCACAGCAAGAGAGUCUUCAGCAUGUUCCUGGAGACUCUGGUGGACUUCAUCAUCCUGCACAGGGACGACCUGCAGGACUGGCUGUUCGUGCUGCUCACCCAGCUGCUGAAGAAGAUGGGGGCCGACCUCCUGGGCUCCGUCCAGGCCAAAGUCCAGAAGGCGCUGGACGUCACCAGAGAGUCUUUCCCGUACGAGCAGCAGUUCAACAUCCUGAUGCGCUUCAUCGUGGAUCAGACGCAGACGCCCAACCUGAAGGUGAAGGUCGCCAUCCUGCGCUACAUCGAGGCUCUGGCUCGCCAGAUGGACCCGGCCGACUUCGUCAACUCCAGCGAGACGCGCCUCGCCGUCUCCCGCAUCAUCACCUGGACCACCGAGCCCAAGAGCUCCGACGUCCGCAAGACCCUCCAUAACUGGGCGGGGGAGGAUUUCUCAGGCCGACCCGGCACCGUGGCCUCUCUGCCCGGGGAGGGCAACCUGGAGGAGAGGUGCAAGCAGGCGGCCCAGGUGGUGCUGAUCGCCCUGUUUGAGCUCAACACACCUGAGUUCACGAUGCUGCUGGGAGCUCUGCCCAAAACCUUCCAGGACGGGACGACCAAGCUGCUGCACAACCACCUGAGGAACGCCAGCGCCAACAGCGGCAUCGUCAUGGCGUCUCCCAGUAACUCGGCCGGUCGGACGCCUCCUCGUCCGCCGAGCAGCCGCAGCAGCCCUCUGACCUCGCCCACCAACUGCUCCCAUGGAGGGCUUUCUCCCAGCAUGCUGGAGUACGACAGUGAGAACCUGAACUCAGAGGAGAUCUACAGCUCCCUGCGCGGCGUCACCGAGGCCAUCCAGAACUACAGCUUCCGCAGCCAGGAGGACCUGAUGGAGCCGCUGAGGCGGGACGGCAAGAGGGACGGCUCGUCCGGAGUCGCGGCGUCCUCAGACUCCGACCCUCGGCUCGGCGGUGAUGUGACGGAGGGCGGACGCACGGCCCUGGACAACAAGACGUCACUCCUGAACACUCCCUCGCCGCGAUCCUUCGCCGGGCCGCGCCUCCGCGACUACAACCCGUACAACUACACCGACACGCUGGACAAAGCCGCCCUGAAGGAGGCGCUGUACGAGGACGCCGUGGAGCAGCUGCGAGACGGUCGUCGACAAGAGAGCGUGGAAAACAAGAUCCUGAGCCCCAAAAGUUUCCCUGCGGGCCCCGCCGAGCAGCUGGAGCUGGUCGGGGAGCUGCUGAAGGAGCUGUCCCAGGGCCAGGCGGGGGAGCGGGGCCCCGAGGAGCGACGGGGGACCCUGCUGGAGCUGCUGAAGGUGGCCCGCGAGGACAGCCUGGUGGUCUGGGAGGAGCACUUCAAGACCAUGCUGCUGCUGCUGCUGGAGACGCUGGGGGACAAAGACCACACCAUCCGCGCUCUGGCCCUGCGAGUCCUGAAGGAGAUCCUGAGGAACCAGCCGGCCCGCUUCAAGAACUACGCCGAGCUCACCAUCAUGAAGGCGCUGGAGGCUCACAAGGACUCGCACAAGGAGGUGGUGCGGGCGGCGGAGGAGGCAGCGUCCACGCUGGCGAGCUCCAUCCACCCGGAUCAGUGCAUCAAGGUCCUGUGUCCCAUCGUGCAGACGGCCGACUACCCCAUCAACCUGGCCGCCAUUAAGAUGCAGACCAGGGCCAUUGAACGCAUCACCAAGGAGCCGCUGCACCAGCUGCUGCCGGACAUCAUACCUGGACUCCUGCAGGGCUACGACAACACAGAGAGCAGCGUGAGGAAGGCCAGCGUCUUCUGCCUGGUCGCCAUCUACUCUGUGAUCGGAGAGGAGCUGAAGCCGUACCUGGCUCAGCUGACCGGCAGCAAGAUGAAGCUGCUCAACCUGUACAUCAAGAGGGCGCAGACCUCCACCAGCAACAGCAGCAGCUCCUCCGACAUCUCCUCCUACUAACGCCGAGCUUCCCGCCUCAUUCCACCCGCUGAUCUGACGUCACUGGGAUCAGGAUUAUUUACAUUAUUAGGACCAGGACCGGGACCAGGACCGGGACCAGGACCAGGACCAGGCCCCAGCGCCCAAAACUAUUUCAUUCUUGAGGAGCUCGUGCCGCCGCAGCUCCAGUUUCCGGACCAUUUUCCCGCCAUCUUGAAAGCUUAGAUCAUCUUCUGGGAGGUAAGGUGAUCCUGGCAGCUACGACGUUUCAUAGAGACCAGGUCCUGAACCUGAACCUCCACACUUCCCCUUAGAGUCAUGAGCCUUAAGUCUUCAUCCUCCGUCGACGAACGGUGGAAGAACCCGUUCUCCAGAACAUCUCCUCCUCCCGCUCGCUCCUCGAGGCGCCAUCACGUUGUGGAUUUAAGGUGGAGCUGAGAAAAGUUUGUGAACGUCGUCGUAGCAUCGAGACCGUCGUCUUAAAGGAGAGUUUCAGUGUUUUUAUUCAUUUUAGAACCUUUUAAUCAAACUGUUAAUUUGCUUUGACACAUCAAACUUUCUCGUAUAUUGAAUGUAAAGAGCUUUGAACGCGCGUGGAUCUCACCUGUGUUUCUCCUUCCUGAACUGCUGCCUCGUCGCACCUGGUGGAUCAGUCCGAGAGGAGUCGCAACAUUUUCCAGUUUCUAAUCCUGCGUUUGGUGAAUUUUGAGCUUUUAGAGAAAAGUGGCACAAAAGUCUUUUAAAGGCUGAAUUCAAGGGUCCAUCUGAAGAGUCACAUGUCCAGCAUCAUGAGCUUUGAUUGGCCGACACCGAGCACACAGAGGACCGUGUCCGCUCUUCACAAUGUGAAAUCACGUUUAUAUGAGACGAUCAUUUGGCUGGCCAAUGAUUUUAAACACUACAGAGAUUAAAGAGAAGAAGAAGAAGCAGCAGAAGAUUUCAGUGUUGUUAUAAAAACUAAAUCAGUUUCUACCUGUGAAGGAAAGAAGAACUUUAUUCCAUCUGUGUGAAACUCAUCAGCUCAAUUUCCAUUUAAAAAAUCAAUGAUCAAUAAUUCAUGUUUCCUUCCUGGAUUGAAAAAUGUAAAAACUGAAACGGGAGUUUUUCCACAGAUAAACAUCAUCUGAUUCUGAAAUUAGAAAUGAAAUUGAUUCAAUCAGCUGCAGGAAGUUGAAACAAAAAUCAAUCACAACAAACAAGAAAAGAAAAUGUUUCCACUUUUCUAACAGAGUGGUCCCUCUCUCUGGAUAAAUGGAAAAGGAAACUGAGGAGUUUGACAUGGACCGUAUUUCUCAUCAUAUAUAUCUGAAUUGAUACGUUGGGCUUUAAUGUGAGGAAGUAAAAGGUCACAGAGGAAGUAACAGUAUUAACACUUUAGGAGAAUUAAAGCAAACCACUGAAUCGACAGCAGCUGCCUUUUCCUGACGGAUGUGAAUCAUAAAGUCCAGCUCUGCUGUCACGUCAAGACUACUGUGAUUUAUUAGUUUCAUUCCAAAAUACUUUAAUAUAUAAAUAUAUAUGUUACACUAAAAGAUGAUCUGAAGUUCAGGAUGAAGGUCUAAAACAGUAUCAGUAUUUAAAUUGAUGACAAAGUGUCGUCAGUGUGAAGAAGCUCCUCUGUAUCAGCUGAUCCUAAAUUGAAUGUAAGUCACUGUAAGACUUUUAAAAUGUGAAAUAUUUGAGCAAACGACAAACAGGCGACAGUUAAUCUGACAAUCUGAACCAGUAGAUGCUACUGAAGGUUAGCGACACGGCUAAUCGAUGAGCUGUAAAGUGCCAGCGUUGAAAAUGACAUCAGCAAUAAAGUGAGAAACCAGCCCGGAUGUUGAGGUGUCAGAUUCCACUGCUGGUCCAAGAACACACCUUUUUAUUUUUAAAGUGCACCUAUAAUGAAGCGUCACUGCUGCUUAUUCUAACACUAACAAACGCACCUAAUAACUCCAGUCUGUACUGCUCUCAGCAGGAAGUUCGACUCCUGACUCCUUCAGCUUUCCUGGUGCUAAACUCCGCCCGUCUGCCGCGCCAGGCAAGUCCAAACAAACGCUCCAGAGGAGGUUUAAGUCCAGGACGAGUUUGACAUUUUGGGAAAUGCACUAGUUUGUUUUUUAUGUCAUAUUUCAUCUUUUCUUCUCAUCUGAUUAAAAAGCAAAUAAACAACAACAUUUCCCAAAAUGUAGAAAGCUGUGUUGACGGGACGAGAGCCCAGAGCGUGAAGGUGAAUAUUUCCAGGCCUUACUUUAUCUCCGAACACUGGGACUGUUAAAUGUACUGUAGCGGUGCCAGUGUCGUCUCUCUGGACUGAAUGUUUCCUCCAGAGUCGAUGAAGUCCUCCGCAGCGUGUCGUCCGGUCCCGGUGACCCAGUGUUAUCCCCUCUGAACUCAUGUCCCUUUACUCUUUUGUACAGUGUGAGUCAAACCGUCUGAAGUCCGUCUGCAUGCGUCCCUCACAGGAACCGUAGGAUAUUUCUCCCUGUGUUAGUUUGACAGAAGCAGUCGAGCUAAAUCUCCAACUUUAAACAUGUACCUUUGAUUUCCUGAAUGUGUGCCUUUGGGUCAAGAUUUCUGGCAAUAUACCUGGUUGUCCUGUACAUUACUAACCUGUACUAACACUACACCACACUGCUUCUUAAUGUGACAACACAGUUUUAAUGAAGAGAUGCAGUGCUGUAAAUACGCCUCAAUAUUUUCCAUUGAAACCACUCACAGUGCAUGGCUCCUGUUUUUCUAGGUUAUUAGUUUUAUUUCAUGCUUUACAAUAUUUAUAUUCAGUUUUAUUUCCCUGUGUAUGACUGUAUAUAUUUACAUGUUUGGUUCCUUUCACCUGUGAUAGACUUUCAGAACAUGAAAUAAACUACCAGACUUCUA